UGCAAUUUUACUGAUACUAAGUGUCUUCAUGACCGAGAAUUAUCCAAAAUCCUAACCCGACGAUGGCGAGUCAAAAGUUGGUGCUGGCAUUGAUCAGGGCCGCGAGGCCAACCUUCCGAAACCAAAACGACAAAAUCGCCUUUGCCGUUCACUCCUCCUUCCUCGCCUCUGGUUAUGUCCUUACAGCUACGGGUCCCCAGGCCCUCUCCGACGAUGCGUUUUCUGACCCAUCCAAUGACGAGGUGUCCGUUGAUCACUGGAACGAGCUGAACGACGAGUACGCGUUCGUUUACGCGAAUCCAGAAAAGGGUUCGGAGAAAGUGCUUGUCAAGUGCCUCGUGAUGAACGACAAAUUGCUCGUUCAUGCUUUGACUCAAGGGUCGUCGGAGCCUUUGAGCCUUGAGAUUGAUGUUGGGGAUUAUGCUGAAGAGGAUGGAGGCAGCAAUUAUUCUCAGCAGUUCAAGAAUUUGGAUAAGCUUGUGAAGAGAAUAGAUGGGGAUAUUUUGUCCAAAUUAGAUGGUUCUGCUAAAGCCAGCUCAUCAAGUAGAAGCUCGGAAACAAGUGACAGAACUAGACAAGAGCUACCUGACCCUGUUGCUGGAUUUGGUGAACCUGCUGAUCCUCCAACUCAAAUUAUUUUCCCUUCAGUUCCCAUUGGCUCUGGUAGUGAUCUUGUUCCAGGGCCUGCUGCUGGAGUGUUUCCUUCAAGGGGUGGUCAUGGCAUUGGUGGAAGCAUGCUCGUAGGGCCUAAUGACCCCCGUUGGUUUGGUGGUAUUGGUGGAGAUCCUGCUUUUCCUGGAGGAUUGCCGGGUGUUCCUCCCGGUGCACGAUUUGAUCCCUAUGGACCUCCUGGUGUUCCUGGUUUUGAACCCAACAAAUUUGCAAGGAAUCCUAGGAGGCCAGGAUACGACGCUCAUCCAGAUUUGCAACAUUUCCGAAGAGAUGCUGAUUCAGACUACAUAUAGGAUCUGUUUGGAUACAAGCACUUUGAGAGCUUUCUUACUGAAAAUAUAGUUUUUUCCCGUAACUUAAUAGCUUGUAUCCAAACAGCCUCAUAGUAUAGUUGUCGUAAUAUGUGGACAAGUUGUGUCAAGUCAAUUUACUAAAAACAACUUGAGCAAAUACUAGUUCUAUUGACAAGUUCUGCAUGCGUAUUUUCUUUCAGGGCUAUUAGUUUUAUGCGAGGACAGGGAAAUAUGUCAAAAUUUAAUUACAUAUUUAUAGUUUAAAUAAGAUCUAAGUCCUUAUAGUAUAUAUUCAUAAGAUUUAAUUA
Messenger RNA from Glycine soja, 1273 nucleotides. Its product is annotated as probable proteasome inhibitor. Gene Ontology annotation, biological process: proteasome-mediated ubiquitin-dependent protein catabolic process. The record is from RefSeq and is a predicted model, not a curated record. Bases 63 to 965 code for a protein of 300 amino acids. NCBI's taxonomy places the organism in Eukaryota, Viridiplantae, Streptophyta, Magnoliopsida, Fabales, Fabaceae. Gene Ontology annotation, molecular function: proteasome binding; endopeptidase inhibitor activity. The transcript is spliced from 9 exons.